Messenger RNA from Pseudo-nitzschia multistriata, 1129 nucleotides. The record is from the annotation of a GenBank genome assembly. NCBI's taxonomy places the organism in Eukaryota, Bacillariophyta, Bacillariophyceae, Bacillariales, Bacillariaceae.
CGAACACAUCGAUGCUGAAUUGAACACGAAUUAAUCAAAAAGAAGUCAUUAUGAGCAGCAACAGUAACAAUACGCAAGGCAACAUCUUCUUGACCACGGAGAACCUGGUAAGGACUCUUUGCAGUGUAGUACCUUGGAACUUUGCGACCGAGCUUGAUGACCAUACAAACGGGUUGUUUUGCUUCCGUACUUCUUGACUAACACCCCCCCCCCCUUUUUUUUUCUCGUCGUUCUUGAACAACAGGCCUUUUCAAUGCCACUGAUAUUGGUGUGCUCUACGUAUGUGAGUGAAAGCAUUUUUCCUUAAGGAAGGUGCUCGAGGUUCUUAUCGUUGACAUUUGAGUUUUUCAAACCUGGUUGUAUGGGUUUAUUUUCUUGCCUUCGAUAAUCGUGAACGUAAGGCAAACACUGACACUCUCCUCCUCUUCAGGCAUACUUCAAAAUUGUACCGCUGAAGUAUGGUGUGCCGAUACUAGUGGGCGUUUUCGUGAUCCUUCAAAUUCGGGGACAAGUCAAAACACGUGAGUCAAAAUGAAAUGAAUUUGACAGCGACGGCAAUAUAAUCAAAAGAUAAGGAGAACACUACUUCCUUCUGGCGCAGUACAUGUAGAAUUGACUGUAUCGAUCUCAUAAUGACUGGGAAUUGAAAAAGAAAGUUCGACUACCCAAAUCAAACAUACGAAUCAGUUAGGUAGCAUUGGACCUCGCGUGGCUUACAAAUCAAAUUGCAUUUUUUCACUUUCUAUUCCCGGCAUAUGCCUGGCAAUAAUACGUCCGAUAUGUGACUUCAACGGAAAUGAAUGAACUAUAAUCUCGUUGAAAGUUCGUGAAAAGAAAAUAGAGAACAUGGAUGAAAGCGAUAUGAACGACCUUGCUUUGGAGCUUGAAGACGACGCUGAAGACAAAAAGAAAAAGGAGGAGGAAGCAAGAAAAUUGGAAAAGAAGAAGGCGCGAUUGGCGGAAAGACUAGCCGCCGAAGAACGGAAGGCGGAAAAAGCUGCAAAGAGAAAUCAAGGCAAAAAGAAGAGUGGGGACGAUGAUGACGAAGGCGAUGUGACUGUAUUUGCUAAGGGUUCCCGAAAUCAGAAAAAGAAGAAUUAAGAUUGUAUUUCGUGAAUCGUUCAUCAGA